GUUUGGGGUCCUCACCGGAGGCUCGGCGCCAGUCUCCCGGCUGCAGCUGCUCGAGUGAAGAGGCGAGAAACUCUGUGAAAUAGCGGUAGAGACAGGUCGCUCCGGGACUUCGGACCCUCAGACGCGCAGAGAUGAAUCUGGAGCUGCUCGAAUCGUUCGGGCAGAACUACCCAGAGGAGGCAGAUGGCACCCUGGACUGCAUCAGCAUGGCGCUCACCUGCACCUUCAACCGCUGGGGGACUCUGCUGGCCGUCGGCUGCAACGACGGUCGCAUUGUCAUCUGGGACUUCCUGACGCGAGGCAUCGCCAAAAUCAUCAGCGCUCACAUCCACCCGGUCUGCUCUCUGUGCUGGAGUCGAGACGGACACAAGCUGGUCAGCGCCUCCACAGACAACAUCGUGUCCCAGUGGGACGUCCUGACCGGAGACUGCGACCAGCGGUUCCGCUUCCCGUCGCCCAUCCUGAAGCUGCAGUACCACCCCAGAGACAUGGACAAGGUGCUGGUUUGUCCCAUGAAGUCGGCCCCGGUUCUGCUGACACUGUCGGACUCCAAACACGUGGUCCUGCCGGUGGACGACGACUCGGACCUGAACGUGGUGGCGGCCUUCGACCGGCGGGGCGAGUACAUCUACACCGGCAACGCCAAGGGAAAGAUUCUGGUGCUGAACACGAACACUCAGGAGCUGGUGGCUUCGUUCAGAGUCACAACGGGAACCAGCAACACCACCGCCAUCAAGUCCAUCGAAUUCGCACGCAAAGGGAGCUGCUUCCUCAUCAACACAGCAGAUCGGAUCAUCAGGGUUUACGACGGCAGAGAGAUUCUGACCUGCGGGCGGGACGGUGAGCCAGAACCAAUGCAGAAACUACAGGACCUGGUCAACAGGACUCCGUGGAAGCGGUGCUGCUUCUCCGGAGACGGCGAGUACAUCGUGGCCGGCUCGGCCCGGCAGCACGCCCUCUACAUCUGGGAGAAGAGCAUCGGCAACCUGGUGAAGAUCCUGCACGGGACCAGAGGAGAGCUGCUGCUCGAUGUCGCUUGGCAUCCGGUCCGUCCCAUCAUCGCCUCCAUCUCCAGCGGAGUCGUGUCCAUCUGGGCUCAGAACCAAGUGGAAAACUGGAGCGCCUUUGCUCCAGACUUCAAAGAGCUGGACGAGAACGUCGAGUACGAAGAGCGAGAAUCUGAGUUCGACAUCGAGGACGAAGACAAGAGUGAACCCGAGCAGACAGGUGCCGACGCUGCGGAGGACGAAGAGGUCGACGUUACCACCGUUGAUCCUAUCGUGGCUUUCUGCAGCAGCGACGAGGAGCUGGAGGACUACAAGGCCCUGCUGUACCUGCCCAUCGCUCCCGAGGUCGAGGAUCCGGAGGAAAACCCCUUCGGACCGCCGCCGGACGCCUCGGUUCCGGCUGCCGCUCCAGACGAGGCGCUGGCCGGCAGCGACAAGAAGCAGCGACAGCCUUCGUCUGAGGGAGGUCCGGCCAAGAAGAAGGCUCGGACCACCACCAUCGAGCUGCAGGGGGUUCCCAGUGACGAGGUUCACCCCCUGCUGGGCGUCAAAGGCGACGGCAAGUCGAAGAAGAAGACCGCCGGCCGGCCCAAAGGCUCCAAAGGUAAAGACAAAGACUUCCCCUUCAGGCCCAAGCCCUACAGGGGCGACCGGCCCUCCUUCCCGGUGGUGCCCGAGGUUCUGGGCGGCUCAGGCCCAGGAGGAGGAGGAGGAGGAGGGAUGAAGGGCAGGGCAGAGGGGGCCCUGGCCUCAGGUAAGCCCACCACCACCACCUCCGGCCCUGCUGCUGCUGCUGCUGCUGCUGCUGCCGCCCUGUAGUCUGACUCUUCCCAGCCCGGCUGCCUCCAAACCUCCCUGUGCUGCUUCCACCUCCAGCCGACCGUCCUGAGCCACAGCAGGGUCAGAACCAGAGCCAGAGCCAGAACCAGAGCCACAGGUUCACCGACAAACAUCCUGAACUGUACCAUCAGGCGAGGAAAGUUCUGAUCAUUGACCUUCUGAAACCUGCAGGAAGCUCAGAAAGGCUCUUUAUCUCCAAUAUUCAUCAGUCCUUCACAUUAAAAGCGUUUAGAAUCUAAACAGCUGAACAGAACGUUUCAGAAUCAAAGCUUUACAGGACAACACAGGUCACACGUAAUAAAGCUUCAUUCAGACAUAAGUAAGAUUCCAAACUGCAGUAUGACCAGAUCCAAUAGUCCAGCAAACACCAGACGUCCUUCAGAGGAUCAUCUCAGUGAGCGUCUCUCCACACCGACAGACGUUCUGUCUUCUUCUGAGUUAGUUGUUGGACCACAUGGAAUCAGAACCUCAUCAUUGUUCACCAGGUUCUGUGUGUAGAAAAUGGACUUUCUUUUCUGGUUGUUGACAGAAUGUGUGAAGCGAUGGAAACAGAAUGCGUGCAGCAUCUGUGACAUGAACACAAGACGAAAAAAAUCCUUUGAGGCUGACUUUAUCUGAAGUUCAGAUUUAUUUUCUGGACAGAUGAUUAGAUGAUCGAUAACUUUAUUGAUCAUCUGGGGGAGUGUUCCAGCAGCGCUUUACAUUUCAGAUAGCCCACUUUCAAAAUAUAUACUGGAUGAAAAAAUCAUCCAGAAUGAUAUUAAAUAGUUUCAAAGGAGAUUCAGACUCAGAUGAGAUGAACACUGACAGCUUAGGUUUCCUAAAGCUUCAGAGAACUGGAGUGCUCGUCUGGCUGGAAGCAGACACCUGCCCGUCCUGACUCGUCUCUGGUGUAUCCUGUGGAGACCUGCCCCUCCUGACUCGCCUCUGCUGUAUCCUCUGGUGACCUGCAGCUCAG
This is a messenger RNA of Stegastes partitus (bicolor damselfish), 2805 nucleotides long. It is a transcript of the gene rbbp5, whose product is annotated as retinoblastoma binding protein 5. The coding region runs from base 132 to 1826 and encodes 564 amino acids. The transcript is spliced from 13 exons. NCBI's taxonomy places the organism in Eukaryota, Metazoa, Chordata, Actinopteri, Pomacentridae. The record is from RefSeq and is a predicted model, not a curated record. Gene Ontology annotation, molecular function: protein binding. Gene Ontology annotation, cellular component: Set1C/COMPASS complex.